This is a messenger RNA of Rotaria sp. Silwood2, 2424 nucleotides long. Lineage: Eukaryota; Metazoa; Rotifera; Eurotatoria; Philodinida; Philodinidae. The record is from the annotation of a GenBank genome assembly.
AUGGUAUUUACAUCAAAAACAAUUUGUGAAACAAGAGUAGAAGAAGAUUCAUUUGGUCCAAUUGAAGUACCUGCACAUUGUUACUAUGGAGCAGAAACAGCUCGAUCAAUGAAACAUUUUAAUAUUGGUUUAUCUACUGAUCAAAUGCCAUUACCAAUGAUAGAAGCGUUUGGUUUAAUUAAAAAAGUAUCUGCAAUGGUGAAUGUAUACUUUGGACUUGAAAAAAAUAUUUCGACUGCAAUUAUACAAGCAUGUGAUGAUAUUAUUAAACAAAAAUUAAACAAUCAAUUUUUCUUGAGUACUUGGCAAACAGUAUCCCGUACACAAACAAAUGUGAAUUUUAAUGAAGUCAUUUCCAAUCGAGCAAUUGAAAUUCUUGGAGGUGUUAUAGGAAGUAAAACACCUGUUCAUCCAAUUAAUCAUGUUAAUAAAAACCAAAGUUCAGAUUAUACGUUUUCAACAGCUAUGCAUAUUGCGGCUUUCUUCCAAUUACAUAAUGGACUACAUCCAGCAUUGAUUAAUCUACAAGAAGCUUUAAAAAACAAAGUUCCAGACUUUUCUUCAAUGUCAAUAUCAAUGAAUAUUGAACGUUUAACAACAUGUCAAAGCCGUUUAUGUGAAUUAAAUAUCAAUGAUACAUCUGCCGGAAAGACAAUUAAUAUACCGAAAGAUUUUAGAAAAAAUGUUGUUCAGGAAAUAGCACGAUUGACAGGUUUUCCAUUUAUUGAUAUGUCUAAUAAAUUUGACGAAUUAAAUACGUAUAAUUUAAUGGUGGAAUUAAGUGGUGUACUCAAUACAUUAGCUGUUAGUUUAAUGAACAUCGUCAAUGAUAUUUGUCUACUAAUUUCCAAACCUCGUUGUGCUAGUGGGGAAUCAAUUUUAUAUGAAAUUGAACCAGGUAGUUCUAUCAUGCCUGGUCAAGUCAAUCUCGCUCAAUAUGAAGUAAUGACUAUGGUCGCUGCUCAAGUUAUGAACAAUCAUCUUGGUCUUACUGUUGGUGUUUCGAUGGGAAGUUUUAAAUUAAAUGUAUUGAAACCAUUAAUCAUUAAAAAUAUUCUUCAUUCAAUACGUAUUCUUCGUGAUUUUUGUUCUUCUUUUACUAAUCACUUCUUAGUUGGUAUUAAACUAAUCACACAUGCAUCAACAACUUACAUGUCUGAAUUACCUAUCGAUAAUUCAAUACUUGAUAAUAAAAAAGAUAUUGAAGAUAAUUUUGAACAACGAAACAAUUUAUCAACUGUACUACCAUCGUUAACACGUCCAACAACUCCAAUACAAAGAGCUGAAUUAUGGCCAAAUGGUAUAUUACUUUCAUCUGGAACGGAAUCGUAUAUAGUACCACAUUUAUAUAAAGCUGAUCAACCAGAAAAAUUCAUCUCAGAUUCAUCACCAUCAUCAACAAAUGAAAAGGUAUUUGGUAAUGUAGGUGGAGGACGAUUAACAACAGCAACAACAUUAAUAGAUUAUAAUAAAUACAAUAUGGAAGGUGAAGAAUUAAUUAUUACAAAAAAUAUAAAUACAACUUGUCAAUCAGAUAAUCUAUCAUCGUAUAAAGAUGUAUCUAUGGCACCAUUACGACAUUCAACUUCAACAUCCAAUAAUAAUCUAGAUCAAGUAUCAUCUGAUCAACAACAACAACAACCAUUCGUUUCAACAACACCUGCACGUCAUUCACAAGAAGUAAAGCGACGAAGUAUUUCAACAUCACCACCACGUUUAACAAACAAUAAUUUAUCAUCAAUAUCUAAAGUAUCAAAUAAUAAUUCGAUCAAAAAUAAACCAUUAGAUAGUAAUGGUGAACCAAAUACUCCUAUAUCAAGUAUGGAAUCACCAUUGAUUAGUAUGAUGCAGAUGGUAAAUAAUUUAAAAUCGUCUACUUCUCCACCUGAUUCACCAAAUAAUUAUCGAACAAAAAAAUUCAUGAAAAAUUCAAAUUUUGAACAUACGUCGAAAUCCAUGGAUCAUAUCAAUAGGGCGGCACAACACACACAGUUUCAAAAUAUCGACCCACAUCAUCAAAAUAAUUUACCAUCAUCACGUCGAAAGAGGUUCAAAAUGCCGCCUCACCAUCAUACAAUUGAUCCUAAUGGCAUAAUUAUGCACCACUCAAAUAAUCCAUCAUGCUCAUCACAAGAUUUAUCACUUUCAUCUUCAUUACCUGAUCUGCAGCAACAGUUUAAUUCUUUACUUCAAUCACCACUACCAUCGGAUCAGCAACAAAAAUAUACAAGUUUUUCCACCAUGAUGAGCAACAAUUUUAUUAUGAAACCAAUACAUCAUCCUACUUCUCAUAUGUAUCCAUCUAAUCACUCAACACACUCAUAUGAUGUCGAAACGCCACCUCAACAAGAACAACAGCUAACAGAAGAACAAUUAAUUCAUAAUCUAGCUCAACAACUAAAAAAAUAUCCACCAAAUGAUUAA